GUGGUGGUAUUGGGGAGUUCGUCAAGCAUGCGAAAUUAUAACUUAUCAUACAGGGAAACUUCCUCAUUUGGUGGUUCGAUCUCUGCUUUAUAUAUUACCCCUCCAUUCUCUCAUCCUGCUGUAGCAACGCGAUUUCCUUGCCCUACAGACACCCACGACCUCCACUCUUCGACCAUUUUCUUCGAAUCUAGUAUUAAUCACAUCCAUCAUGGCUGAAGAACGUGCUGCUCCUCUCCGACUCGGGUCAAUUGCCCCCAACUUCAAGGCAGUCACCACAAAGGGUGAAAUCGACUUCCAUGAAUUCAUUGGCGAUCACUACGUCAUCCUCUUCUCUCACCCCGAUGAUUUCACUCCCACUUGCACCACUGAGUUAGGAGCCUUCGCCAAGUUGGAGCCUGAGUUCACUGCUAGACGUGUCAAACUCAUUGGACUGAGCGCCAACGCCCUCAAAUCCCAUUUCGAAUGGAUCAAAGAUAUCGACGAGGUUACCGGAUCGAACCUGCAGUUCCCCAUCAUUGCUGAUGCUGAUCGCAAAAUCUCAUAUUUGUAUGAUAUGCUUGAUUACCAGGACACCACAAAUGUUGACGAGAAGGGAAUUGCCAUGACCAUCCGCUCCGUCUUCAUCAUCGACCCCAACAAGAAAAUCCGAUUGAUCCUUAGUUACCCAGCCACCACUGGCCGGAAUGCUGCUGAGGUCCUGCGAGUCAUCGAUGCGCUUCAGACCACUGACAAGAAUGGUGUGAACACCCCCAUUAACUGGACAUUGGGCGAAGAUGUCAUUAUCCCACCGACUGUGAAGACCGAGGACGCGAUUAAGAAGUUUGGUGAUGUCAGAAUUGUUAAGCCAUACCUCCGAUACACCACUCUCAAGAACUAAGAUCGCAAAUGCGCGUGUCUGGGGAAGAGACGGUUGGAGUGAUAUUUUGUAAAAACCUGAUGACCUAUGAACAUUGUUCUUGGUAUUAUUGUUCCUUGGUUUAUUUUACUAUGUUUUUUUAUUAAUUAAAGCGCGCCAUGUUAUAACAGAAGAUCAAUCCAUAAAAUUUUAACUUACCAAUAACCAAAUGGGUCACUCACAAGUAACUUGUCCCUUUGCAUUCCCCAAACUUUCCGCCUUUUGUCUUGCACGUUGCAGAAAGUCAGUCACUUAUUUCUUC
This is a messenger RNA of Histoplasma capsulatum G186AR, 1157 nucleotides long. RefSeq names its product thiol-specific antioxidant. Gene Ontology annotation, molecular function: peroxiredoxin activity. The transcript is spliced from 6 exons. The coding region runs from base 209 to 877 and encodes 222 amino acids. The record is from RefSeq and is a predicted model, not a curated record. Gene Ontology annotation, cellular component: cytosol; mitochondrion. Gene Ontology annotation, biological process: cellular oxidant detoxification; cellular response to oxidative stress; cell redox homeostasis. NCBI's taxonomy places the organism in Eukaryota, Fungi, Ascomycota, Eurotiomycetes, Onygenales, Ajellomycetaceae.